AGUAAUUAUGUGUUUCAUGCAGGGUAGGGAGCAAGCAAACCUGAACUUCUCUGUGCUCGUUUGCCCUUUUCAAAAUGAAUUCACAAUAAACAAAUUUGAUUAGACAACUGCUUGGACGGACGAAGAGUUUUCAGGAGAACUAGAAUUGAAACAAUGGAGAGUUGCAACAGAAGAUGGCGUCUUCCAAGUAUGUGCCUUCUCGCAUGCAUAAUGGUUGUUUUUCUUGAUCAACCUUUAAGUGCAAAUGCGCAACUGCCAAAGUUGGACGAUGGCUUAGACAGGUGUCACCCAAACAAAACAGCGAAGCCUCGCGUAUGCCAACCUGGAGUUAUCUUACCACUCUGGCCACCUGCUGAAAUCACACAUAUAACAACUGCAGACACCGUGGGGCGUGCGAUUGUUUACCUUGUUGCUUUAAUCUAUUUGUUUCUUGGCGUUUCCAUAAUCGCUGAUCGUUUCAUGGCCUCGAUUGAGGUUAUAACCUCCAAGGAAAAAGUUGUGGUGUAUCGAAAACCGAACGGGGAAGAAGCGAAGACGACGGUUCGAAUUUGGAACGAGACUGUAUCGAAUUUAACUCUCAUGGCACUCGGUUCUUCCGCGCCUGAAAUCAUGCUGUCUGUCAUUGAAAUCAUCGGGAAGAGAUUUGAAGCCGGAGACCUCGGGCCUUCAACAAUCGUUGGUAGUGCAUCGUUCAAUCUCUUUAUCAUUAUAGCCAUCUGCAUGUAUGUUAUACCCGAUGGGGAAAUUCGAAAGGUGAAGCAUCCUCGAGUGUUUUUCAUUACCGCUACUUGGAGCAUCCUUGCUUAUGUAUGGCUGUAUGUAAUUCUAGCCGUGUCAUCUUACGGCGUGGUUGAGAUAUGGGAAGGUGUGCUUACCUUCCUGUUCUUCCCAAUGCUGGUAGUAUUGGCUUGGAUCGCUGACCGCCGCCUUCUGGUUUACAAGUACAUGUACAAGCGCUACCGAAUGCGUAAAAACAAGAACAUGAUCGUAGAAACUGAAGGUAGCGCUUUGGACGAAGACAACAGGCAAGAUGGGACCACGGUUUUGAACAUGGACUCGUUGGAGGAUGGCAAAGCAAACACGGAUGACGAUCAAGUUGGAAAUGUAAUGGAUCCUCUAAUCGUUGACCCAGAGAGCAACAGAAAAGCAAUGAUCCGAAUUAUGCGGGAGCUUCGCAAGACGCAUCCCGAUGCUGACAUGGCAGAACUAGCUAAGAUGGCGAGCUCUGAGGCCUUGAGUAACCAACCGAAGAGCAGAGCGUUUUACAGAAUUCAAGCGACUCGUAAAAUGACCGGCGCAGGGAAUAUUCUUAACAAAGGAAAAAACGACCAAGCUAAAACAGCGGAUAACUUAUCCAUGGUUCUUGAAGACCCUGACGAUGCAGUUGCCAAAAUUUACUUUGAGCCAGCGGAGUAUAAAGUAAUGGAAAACUGUGGUGUGGCCGAGCUACAGGUCGUGCGGACUGGUGGGGACUUAAACACGACUUUGUACGUGGAUUACCAAACCGAAGACGGGACCGCUAACGCAGGCUCUGACUUCGAGCAUGCGGAAGACACCAUAGUAUUCAAACCGGGCGAGACAACGAAGACGAUAGCCAUCACGAUUAUGGAUGACGACAUUUUUGAAGAAGACGAGUAUUUCCGAGUGAAACUCUGCAACGUAAGAUCCGGUGACGCAGACGGUAUGUUCGAUACCAAAGCAAAUUCCACCCAAGUCGCAAGGCUGGAGCCGCCAGCAGUUGCAACGGUUGUUAUAUUGGAUGACGACCACGCAGGUGUUUUCUCAUUCCCUGAACCCACCAUUACGGUGAGCGAAGGCGUUGGAGUUUUGAAAGUGGAAGUACAGCGUAACUCAGGAGCACGCGGUCGAAUAACUGUACCUUACAAAACGGUGAGCGGAACAGCAAAAGGAGGCGGAGAAGACUAUAUUGACGCAAUCGGAGAGCUUGAUUUCGACAACGACGAGACCACAAAGUGCAUCAACGUAACGAUAAUAGACGACGAGGAAUAUGAAAAGAAUAAAAGUUUUUUCGUCGAGUUGUCCCAACCCAAGCUGUAUUCGGACAAAGACUCAGGAACGGAUGCAGGGAGCGAUUCCGGGAUCAACGGGAAGGAAAUUGACAAAAAGGCAACGGAAGAAGAGGAAGAAGCAAGGAGGAUUGCCGAACUCGGUAAACCCCGUCUUGGAGCGGAGACAACGGUCGAAAUUAUAAUUGAAGAGAGCUACGAGUUCAAGAAUACAGUGGACAAACUCAUCAAAAAGGCGAACUUGGCUGUAAUUGUUGGUACCUCGUCGUGGAGGGAACAGUUUAUUGAAGCACUUUCUGUGAACGGAGGAGACGAUGACGAUUCGGAUGAGGAAGAAUCUGAGCCAUCCUGUUUUGAUUACGUCAUGCAUUUUCUAACCGUAUUUUGGAAAUUGCUCUUCGCCUUCGUUCCACCCACCGAGUACUUUAGCGGGUGGGCUUGUUUCACCGUGUCAAUCAUCAUGAUUGGGGUGCUGACAGCGGUGAUCGGCGACGUAGCGUCUGCCUUUGGCUGUGUGGUAAACCUCAAUGACGCAGUCACGGCAGUUACUCUUGUUGCUAUGGGCACCAGCGUCCCGGACACCUUUGCAAGCAAAGUUGCAGCAGUUGGGGACCAGUAUGCUGAUGCAUCUAUCGGUAAUGUCACUGGUUCAAACGCAGUGAAUGUCUUCCUUGGUAUCGGUAUUGCUUGGACCAUUGCCGCCAUUUACUGGGCGGUUACUGGGAGAACUCCCGAAGAGCAAAAGUUCAGAGUCAAUCCCGGGAACCUCGCGUUUUCAGUCACCGUCUUUUCGAGUUUCGCGAUCAUCGCGAUUGCGAUCUUAAUGAUACGCAGAAGGUCAAAAUCGAUCGGGGCUGAGCUCGGAGGACCUCGCGUCCCGAAAAUCAUCUGCAGUCUUUUUUUCCUGACGCUCUGGCUGGUCUAUAUUAUCUUGGCCGCUCUCGACAGUUACUGCGUCAUCAGGACCUUCUAAACAGCGCCCUCAAGCGCAGACCUCAUGGGAACCGCUCCCGGUCACGUGACCGGAAGUAUACGGACGUCAGCCGCCGUGCGAAUCUAGGGGGGUGCGUUUUUUUAGAUCCGUUGAUUUCCCCCGACUUCAGAAGGCGCUGGUAAACUCGAACCCACUCUCUUCAAAGUUCCCGUUGCGCAUACACCUUUUUACUCAACCACACUCUUCGUAUCUUUCGUUUAGAUUAAUUAUAUCGCGUAAAUUGCUGUUCGGACAGUGCACGCUUUCGGUGGAUUGUCCCACGGCUCGUCCAACCACAAAGUUAUUAUGAUUUGCUUUUAAAAACUCGUUUCCUUCUUGAUCCUUGCCAGGAGCACGAACUAAGACGAAGACAUUGCAUUGCGAGCUGGCCGAGAGGAACUUCUCCUUUGCUAUUAGGUUGAAACAACACUGUUCUAUCUUUUCGCCUUUUAGAAUUUUUACGCUCCGCAAAUUGCACCCACAGUGUACAAUUCACAACAAAUUUUAUAAGGUUUUCACAUCUGCGCAAAUUGCUAUCUUCCAACACGCGGCUUUGUCACUUUAAAUUUGCACAACUGUUCUUUAUAACCCUUUCUUCCGAAUUCCAAGUUACAACCACCGAGCUAAUCGACUAAAUUCCCACACAGUACUAACACAAAAUACGAUAACACUUUCACCUCGAAACUCACAACGGUUGGUCCGCCACAGAGAUUCGUGAAGUGUUUGCAGUUCCACGCAUGGCUUCCACUUUUUCACUUGCCUAAAUUCUAGGCACGUCUAUUUUUGUUUAUGUUCUACUGUUACCCGCUAUUUAUUCUGCUUGUAAACGCCGUCUACUACCGACGGCGAAUCGUUUUUACGCUUUUUGACGACUUUACCCUUGGAUUGUUCAUUCGUGCUGUGUGUUAUGUGCUUCUGACGUCAUAGCUUAUAGGUUUAUUACAUCACGUGGACGACGGAGUCCUUCAGCAAG
Molecule: messenger RNA, 3973 nt
Organism: Ciona intestinalis (vase tunicate)
Lineage: Eukaryota; Metazoa; Chordata; Ascidiacea; Phlebobranchia; Cionidae
Source: RefSeq, a predicted model, not a curated record